AUGUCAGGCUCCGGGAAUGUCUACGAGUUGCGGAGGUGGAUGUAUAUGCAUAGAGAUGCUAACGGGAGAGUGACGAAAGAAUACAUUGCGGGACUGGAGACAUUUAUGCAUCAAGCAGAUUCCACACCGCUCGCCCUAGAAAGCGGUAAGAUGUUCUGUCCAUGUCGGAAAUGCAACAAUUCGAAAUUGGCAAAUCGUGAAAAUGUUUGGAAGCAUUUAAUAAAUAGAGGUUUCACGCCAAAUUACUAUAUCUGGUUUCAACAUGGAGAAGGUUAUAAUAAUUAUGAUCAGAAUGAAGCUAGUAGUAGUAAUAGCAAUUUUCAGGAAGAACCGGUUGCUCAUCAUUUGCAUAAUGAACAUAGUUACCAUCAGGAGGAGCAGAUGGUAGAUUUUGAUAGGGUUCAUGAUAUGGUAACUGAUGCAUUUGUAGCUCAUGAUGAAGAUGAAGAACCUAACAUAGAUGCAAAAAAGUUUUAUGAAAUGUUAAAUGCGGCGAAUCAACCACUUUACAGUGGUUGUAGAGAAGGUCUCUCUAAAUUGUCGUUGGCUGCUAGAAUGAUGAAUAUUAAAACUGAUCACAAUCUACCUGAAAGUUGCAUGAAUGAAUGGGCAGACUUGUUUAAAGAGUAUUUGCCGGAAGACAAUGUGUCUGCUGAUUCUUAUUAUGAGAUUCAGAAACUGGUUUAUAGUCUUGGGUUGCCUUCGGAGAUGAUAGAUGUUUGCAUCGACAACUGCAUGAUCUACUGGGGAGAUGAUGAGAAGUUAGAAGAGUGUCGAUUCUGCAAGAAGCCACGAUUCAAGCCGCAAGGACGGGGACGUAAUAGGGUACCGUACCAAAGGAUGUGGUACCUACCAAUUACCGACAGAUUGAAAAGAUUGUACCAAUCAGAGCAGACUGCUGGAAAGAUGAGAUGGCAUGCCGAGCAUACUCAGACGGAUGGUGAGAUGACUCAUCCAUCAGAUGCAAGAGCCUGGAAACAUUUUAACAAAGUAUAUCCGGAAUUCGCUAGCAAUAUCCGGAAUGUGUAUCUCGGAUUAUGCACCGAUGGAUUUAGUCCAUUUGGAAUGUCAGGGAGACAAUAUUCAUUGUGGCCAGUCUUUCUUACGCCAUACAACCUGCCACCGGAGAUGUGCAUGCAACGGGAGUUGCUAUUCUUGACCAUAUUAAUACCUGGUCCGAAACAUCCAAAAAGGUCGCUGGAUGUUUUCCUGCAACCACUGAUAAAAGAGUUGAAGGAUUUGUGGUCAACAGGGGAGAGGACGUAUGACUGCUCAACGAAGACGAAUUUCACGAUGCGAGCGAUGCUUUUGUGGACCAUAAGUGACUUUCCUGCCUAUGGGAUGUUGUCGGGAUGGACUACACAUGGGAGAUUAGCUUGUCCAUAUUGUAAUGGAGCGACAGAUGCGUUUCAACUGAAGAAUGGUAGGAAGACAAGUUGGUUCGAUUGUCAUCGUCGAUUUCUUCCCAUUGGCCAUCCGUACCGAAGAAACAAGACAUUGUUUAGGCACAAAAGGGUUGUGAGAGACACUCCUCCUCCAUAUUUAACUGGAGAAGAAACUGAAAAGCAACUCGAUUACUAUGGAGCUUUGGAAACAGUUCCUCGUGGUGGUAAUUGGCAUGUUCCCCCUAAUAUGCCUGAUUCUUACGGUGUUCAUCACAACUGGCACAAGAAGAGUAUAUUUUGGGAGUUGCCAUAUUGGAAGGAUCUUCUUCUGCGCCACAACCUCGAUGUGAUGCAUAUAGAGAAGAAUUUCUUUGAGAACAUCAUGAAUACAAUAUUGAAUGUCCCGGGGAAGACAAAAGACAACAUAAAAUCGAGGUUGGACUUGCCGGAUAUUUGCUCAAGAAGUGAGUUACAUAUAAAAAGCAAUGGACAAGUUCCUGUUCCGAUAUUCAGAUUGUCUUCAGAAAAAAAGUCGGUGUUGUUCAACUGGGUAGCAUCAGAAGUGAAGUUUCCCGAUGGGUAUGUUUCAAAUCUGUCUAGAUGUGUUGAAAAGGGUCAAAAGUUCUCCGGGAUGAAGAGUCAUGAUUGUCAUGUCUUUAUGCAACGACUACUUCCCUUUGCUUUUGCGGAGCUACUUCCAACAAACGUACAUGAAGCACUUGCAGGCAUUGGAGCAUUUUUCAGGGAUCUGAGCACCCGCACUCUUAAAGUAGAAGUCGUGGAACAACUUCAAGAGAACAUUCCCAUCUUAUUGUGCAACUUGGAGAAGAUAUUUCCUCCCUCAUUUUUUGACGUCAUGGAGCAUCUAGCUGUCCACCUCCCGUAUGAGGCAUUGCUUCGUGGACCUGUACAUUACGGAUGGAUGUAUCAGUAUGAGCGAGCCAUGAAAUAUUUGAAGGGAAAAGCAAAGAACCUUGCAAAGGUUGAAGGUUCUAUAAUUGCUGGAAGUUUGACGGAAGAAACAUCUCACUUCACAUCGUACUACUUUGCGUCAAAAGUACGGACCCGGAAAAGAGCUCCAAGGAGAUAUGAUGAUGGUGGUGUCGCGCCAACAUAUGCAGUUGCUGGUGUUCCAGACAUCUUUAGCCAGAUUGGGCGACUGGGUGGGAAAUCAAAAGAGGUUUGGUGGUCGAGUGAAGAAGACGCUCAUAGUGCACACACCUAUAUUCUACUCAAUUGUGAGGAUCCAUUGAUUCGUUAUUUUGAAAGCCUAUUUGUUUCACAAGUCGAAGAAACAUUCCCAGGUAUAUCCACAAGUGAGGUAGAUAAAAGGAAAGAUCGACACUUUAUUAAAUGGUUGAAGAAUCAGGUUGAUUUUGACGACGAUGCAGAUUAUCCUAAGUGGUUACAUGAAGUAAUUCAAUCUCCACAUGUAAAGGUCACCACCUCACAGAUGUAUUUCACACGAGGCUAUACUUUUCACACAUAUGAGUAUGGUAGACAGCGGGCGACCAGUAACUAUGGAAUAUGUGUGAAAGGGGAAACCGAUUUCUACGGUAUCUUGCAAGAGAUUAUUGAAGUGGAAUUUCCAGGGAUAUUGAAGCUGAAAUGCGUCCUCUUCAAAUGUGAGUGGUUCGACCCCGUCGUCAACAGAGGUGUUCGGUUUAACAAAUUCGGUGUAGUUGAUGUCAAUGGUGGACGAAGGUACAACAAAUUCGAGCCUUUCAUCUUAGCUUCACAAGCAGAUCAAGUUAGCUACCUUCCAUACCCUCGGAUGAGAGAAUCGGGAAUAAAUUGGUUAUCCGUGAUCAAAGUUACACCUCGAGGACGAAUCAUUAGUGGAGAAGAACCACCAUUGCAAGAAGAACAGAUAAAUGAAGUCGAGGAACCUGAACAACAAAUUGAUGACAUUCUUCUCAUUGAUCCGCAUAAUCAUGAGUAUGAAGAUCUUACCGACGAUGGCACAGACGAAGCUGUUGAAGACGAGUUUAAUGAAAAUGAUGAUGUUUCUAGUGAUGACGAAAAUGUAUCCGAUUGA
Messenger RNA from Lycium ferocissimum, 3423 nucleotides. RefSeq lists its product as uncharacterized. The transcript is spliced from 5 exons. The coding region runs from base 1 to 3423 and encodes 1140 amino acids. NCBI's taxonomy places the organism in Eukaryota, Viridiplantae, Streptophyta, Magnoliopsida, Solanales, Solanaceae. The record is from RefSeq and is a predicted model, not a curated record.